Chanos chanos (milkfish) is the source of this 2892-nucleotide messenger RNA. RefSeq names its product kinesin family member 5B, b (gene kif5bb). The record is from RefSeq and is a predicted model, not a curated record. Gene Ontology annotation, biological process: microtubule-based movement. Lineage: Eukaryota; Metazoa; Chordata; Actinopteri; Gonorynchiformes; Chanidae. Gene Ontology annotation, molecular function: ATP binding; microtubule motor activity; microtubule binding. The coding region runs from base 1 to 2892 and encodes 963 amino acids. The transcript has 25 exons.
AUGGCGGACCCGGCGGAGUGCACCAUCAAAGUGAUGUGCCGUUUCAGGCCAUUGAAUAGUGCGGAGGUCAUGAGAGGCGAUAAAUAUAUCCCGAAGUUUCAAGGAGAUGACAGUGUGGUAAUUGGGGGGAAGCCGUAUAUAUUUGACCGUGUUUUCCAGUCCAGCACCACACAGGAGCAGGUGUAUAACGCCUGUGCUCAGAAGAUUGUUAAAGAUGUGCUUGAAGGAUACAACGGUACUAUAUUUGCCUAUGGACAGACCUCUUCUGGCAAAACGCACACCAUGGAGGGGAACCUGCAUGAUCCAGAUGCAAUGGGGAUAAUUCCAAGGAUUGUCCAGGACAUAUUUAACUAUAUUUAUUCCAUGGAUGAGAACCUGGAGUUUCAUAUCAAGGUGUCAUAUUUUGAGAUUUAUCUGGAUAAAAUCAGAGACUUGCUGGAUGUUUCUAAGACUAAUCUGUCAGUGCAUGAAGACAAGAACAGAGUCCCAUAUGUCAAGGGUUGCACUGAGCGGUUUGUCUGCAGUCCAGAAGAAGUGAUGGACACUAUUGAUGAGGGCAAAUCCAACAGACACGUGGCUGUCACAAAUAUGAAUGAACACAGCUCCAGGAGUCACAGUAUUUUCCUCAUCAACGUCAAGCAGGAGAACACUCAGACCGAGCAGAAACUCAGUGGCAAACUCUACCUGGUCGACUUGGCCGGCAGCGAGAAGGUCAGUAAGACGGGAGCUGAAGGAGCCGUGCUGGAUGAAGCCAAAAACAUCAACAAAUCCCUCUCAGCUCUGGGCAAUGUUAUCUCUGCACUGGCCGAGGCAACGACGUACGUUCCCUACAGAGACAGUAAGAUGACGAGGAUUCUGCAGGACUCUCUGGGAGGGAACUGCAGGACGACCAUCGUUAUCUGCUGCUCUCCUUCCUCUUUCAAUGAGGCUGAAACCAAAUCCACACUGCUGUUUGGACAGAGAGCAAAGACCAUUAAGAACACAGUGACCGUGAAUGUGGAGCUGACUGCUGAACAGUGGAAGAGCAAAUACGAGAAGGAGAAAGAGAAAAAUAAGACACUACGCAGCACCAUCACUUGGCUGGAGAACGAACUUAACCGCUGGAGAAAUGGUGAGACGGUACCCACUGAGGAGCAGUACGAUAAAGAGAAAGCCAACGCCGAAGUUCUCGCUCUGGACAACAUGGUGAAUAACGACAAGAUCGCUUCCACUCCCAACAUCCCCGGAGUCAAACUGACCGACGCAGAAAAAGAGAAAUGUGAAGCAGAGCUUGCCAAACUCUACAAACAGCUGGACGACAAGGAUGAUGAGAUUAAUCAGCAGUCUCAGCUGGCCGAGAAACUCAAGCAGCAGAUGCUAGAACAGGAGGAGCUGUUGGCGUCGACGCGGCGAGACCACGACAACCUGCAGGCUGAGCUGACUCGUCUGCAGCUGGAGAACGAGGCGUCAAAGGAGGAGGUUAAGGAGGUGCUUCAGGCUCUGGAAGAAUUAGCUGUCAACUAUGACCAGAAGAGUCAAGAGGUGGAAGACAAGACCAAAGAGUUUGAGACUCUCAGCGAGGAACUCAACCAGAAAUCUAGUAUUCUGGCCUCUAUAGACUCAGAGCUUCAGAAGUUAAAGGAGAUGACGAACCACCAGAAGAAGAGGGUUACAGAGAUGAUGUCCUCCCUUCUCAAAGACCUGGCAGAAAUUGGCAUCGCUGUAGGAAGCAAUGACCUCAAGCAGCAUGAGGGCAGUGGUGUGAUUGAUGAGGAGUUCACCGUGGCGAGGCUGUACAUCAGUAAACUCAAGUCGGAGGUCAAGACUCUGGUCAAGCGCAGUAAGCAGCUGGAGAGCGCUCAGGCCGACAGCAACAAGAAGAUGGACGAGAACGAGAAGGAGCUGGCCGCGUGCCAGCUGCGCAUCUCCCAGCAUGAGGCGAAGAUCAAGUCUUUGACGGAGUAUCUGCAGAAUGUGGAGCAGAAGAAGAGGCAGCUGGAGGAGAAUGUGGAUGCACUUAACGAGGAGCUUGUCAAACUCAGUGCUCAGGAGAAAGUUCAUGCUAUGGAGAAGGAGAAUGAGAUCCAGACAGCCAAUGAAGUUAAGGAGGCAGUGGAAAAACAAAUCCAGGGCCACAGAGAGGCCCAUCAGAAACAGAUCAGCAGCCUUAGAGAUGAACUGGACGUCAAAGAGAAACUCAUCACUGAACUACAGGAUUUGAAUCAGAAGAUCAUGCUGGAGCAGGAGCGUCUUAGAGUGGAGCAUGAGAAACUCAAAACCACUGACCAGGAGAAGAGCCGCAAACUCCACGAGCUCACGGUGAUGCAGGAUAGAAGGGAGCAGGCCAGACAGGACCUUAAAGGAUUAGAGGAGACAGUGGCAAAGGAGCUACAGACCCUUCACAACCUGAGGAAGCUGUUUGUGCAGGAUCUGGCCACAAGAGUCAAGAAGAGUGCUGAGAUGGACUCAGAUGACACUGGAGGCAGUGCUGCUCAGAAACAGAAGAUAUCUUUCCUGGAGAACAACCUGGAGCAGCUCACCAAAGUCCACAAACAGCUGGUGCGUGAUAAUGCAGAUCUGCGUUGCGAGCUGCCUAAACUGGAGAAGCGUCUGCGUGCGACGGCUGAGAGGGUGAAGGCUUUGGAGACGGCUCUGAAAGAGGCCAAAGAGAACGCCGCUCGUGACCGCAAGCGUUACCAACAGGAGGUGGACCGCAUCAAAGAGGCUGUCAGAGCCAAGAACAUGGCUCGCAGGGGACACUCUGCACAGAUAGCCAAACCCAUCAGGCCUGGCCAGCCCCCCGUGGCCUCCCCCACCCACCCCAACGUCAACCGCUCUGGAACCGGGCUCUUCCAGAAUAACCAGUCAGGCGGCAUCCGUGGAGGAGGUGCAGUCAAACAGGACAAGAAGUGA